This is a messenger RNA of Saccostrea cuccullata (small rock oyster), 594 nucleotides long. RefSeq names its product E3 ubiquitin-protein ligase TRIM9-like. The record is from RefSeq and is a predicted model, not a curated record. The transcript has a single exon. NCBI's taxonomy places the organism in Eukaryota, Metazoa, Mollusca, Bivalvia, Ostreida, Ostreidae. Bases 1 to 594 code for a protein of 197 amino acids.
AUGUGUGAGUUGUGCUGCAAGCAGUGUAAAGUCCCACUAUGUUCAAAGUGCCUGUCCAGUAACCUUCACAAAGGUCAUGAUUAUGAACACAUAUCAGAUGUUUUUGAUGCCCAGAAAGCAUGCAUUGGAAGGGAAAGGGAUGAGAUGAAUAGUAUCAUUCAAAAGUUUAAAGAAUUCAAUACAAAACUUGAUACAAAAUCCAAAGACAGAGAGAGGAUCUACAAGACUCUUGAGUCCCAGGUUAGUAGCAGAGAAAAGGAUAUGAUGGCAGCUCUGAAAAAAGCAGUCACAAAACAAAGGCAGAAAAUCAAGGAGCUAAAAACAAUGGAUCAAAAUCAGUUACAAGCUGAAAAGGACAAAAUCGAUCAACAAAUUACCAAAACCAGAGAGAGUGUGGACUACUGUGACAAGUUGCUGGAUGGUCAAAAUCCCAGUGGACUCAUUCAGUUUAGUUCCAAGAUUUCAGAUUUGCAAAAUCUGUCUGGAGUGAUUCCAGACAUGAAUGAAUACAUAUUCAAAACAGGUUCACUGUCUAAUGAUGAUAUAGAUGGGGGUUUUGGUGAAAUUGAACUAAAACAAAAAUCUGAAAACUGA